CGCCCCUCCCUCCCUCCCCGGGGCUCCCUCACCCCCUCAGCGGGCGAUGCCGCCGCGCCACCGCCACCUCCUGCUCUUCCUCCGCGCCCUCCACGGCUCCGCCUCCAGCAUGGGCGACUCAAACUCCCGCCUGCCGCAGGCGAGCGAAGCGCUGCCCGGAAGAACCCAGGGCAUGGCGGUGCCAGAUAAACAUCAUGUCAACGGGAACAGAAUGGUCGAACCUUUCCCAGAGGGAACACAGAUGGCUCUGUUUGGUAUGGGCUGUUUUUGGGGAGCUGAGAGGAAGUUCUGGAGGCAGAAGGGAGUCUACUCCACCCAAGUGGGUUAUGCAGGAGGACACACCCCAAAUCCUACCUACAAAGAGGUGUGCUCAGGCAGGACUGGGCACACCGAGGCCGUCCGGGUGGUGUUUGAGCCACAAAACAUCAGCUUUGAGCAACUGCUCAAGGUCUUCUGGGAGAAUCAUGACCCGACACAAGGAAUGCGUCAGGGGAACGAUGUGGGCACUCAGUAUCGCUCAGCCAUCUACACCUUCUCCCCAGAGCAGAUGGAGGCUGCCCUGAGAUCCAAGGAGGAAUAUCAGAAGGUGUUGACGGAGGGAGGCUUCGGCCCCAUCACGACGGAAAUCCGGGAGGCUCCCGAGUUUUAUUACGCCGAGGAAUAUCACCAGCAAUACCUCAGCAAGAAUCCUGGUGGCUACUGUGGCAUGGGGGGGACAGGGGUGUCCUGCCCCAUUGGCAUCAGGAAAUAACCCCCUGUGCUUGCUCCACCACCUCCACUUCACCACAGGGAGCUUGGAAAAAAACAGGAAUCCCAGUUCCAGCACGGCAUCCGUGGAUAAAGAUUUGGGGAUCUGCUGGGGACAAUUUCCAUAAUUGGAAMAGUUUCCUGUUCAUUGACGUUAAAAGCCAAAGUAGCGGCAGGAAUUGCUCCCAUCACAGCUUCUCGCUCUGUGCAGCUCCUGGGGUUUCCUUGUUAUCUGGGGAGGUGGGAAGAGAUCCAAACUUCCARAAGUUUGGCUUGAAAUGCUGUCAAAAAGGUGAAUUUGGAGGUGGUUGCRCCUGUAGCUGCUUUGCAUUUCCAAUGCCUUUGGACUUGGUGAUUUUCUUGAGUUAAUUAAUUUGCUGGUAUUACCAGAGCUUGACUGGGACAUGGUUGGGCUCUUGACCUGUCAMAAGCCUGGAAUCCUUUGGGAAUGAUGUAUUGAUCAAAUCAGUGAUUCUCCCACCACAACUCCGCUUUCACAGCAUUUAGUACCACCUUAGUGCCUAUUUUCUGAAAUAAAUUUAGCCAGAAAAAGUCAAAAUUGCAAUUUGAUGCUUCUUUUUGGCAGUUCCAACAAGUGAAUGAACACAAAAAUARAUUGGUUUUGUUUCCUGCUCUGCAAUAAAGUACAGAAA
Messenger RNA from Malurus melanocephalus (red-backed fairy wren), 1400 nucleotides. RefSeq names its product methionine sulfoxide reductase A (gene MSRA). Bases 47 to 751 code for a protein of 234 amino acids. Gene Ontology annotation, molecular function: peptide-methionine (S)-S-oxide reductase activity. Gene Ontology annotation, biological process: cellular response to oxidative stress. The transcript is spliced from 6 exons. Gene Ontology annotation, cellular component: cytoplasm. The record is from RefSeq and is a predicted model, not a curated record. Lineage: Eukaryota; Metazoa; Chordata; Aves; Passeriformes; Maluridae.